UCGGCACUAGCCAGUGGACGCGAACGGUGGUUUGUUUGUAAUGUAGUUAAGUCAAAUACUGCACAUGAAAAUGGCGUAGUAAGGUGGUAUAACGCCGUAAUUAUCAUCGCAUAGAUAUGUCGUGAAAAGUUUCGAACAGUGAAGAAGCGUCUAUCAAUUGACUUUUUAAGCAUUUAUAACGAUACCGUCCAAUUAAAAGCAUUGUGAUUAAUUCGAUGGAUCACUUAUCCUAAUAACAGCGUGAAAAGUGUGUUGUGUGUUGGUGACUCGUACUGUGAUUUGACAACGGAUGUGUUCGAAUUCCUGUUAAUGUUUUAGAGGUCGAACGAGAUGUACAAGCUUAAUUAAACUAACGUAAUUCAAUUUUCAUGAAGAAUAUCCAACGAUGGCACUCAUACUUGGGAGAAAUCAAGAAUUUUUCCUCGUGACAGCUUGACGACCUCGACUCCAGACGAGUUCAAGAUGGCGCCACCGGCAUUUUGACACUUGCCCAAGAUUCGUCAGCUGGAUUUUACAACCGCUCCAAGUUUCGAUUAUGAGCAGAGAAUUUUACGUUCCUUGUACACCCUACACUUAUCAGGUAAGACGCUAUCUUCUAAAACUAACUCAUAAACAAGUAAAACAUGUUUCGUCACGUGAAUGUUACGAUUCUUCAUAUUUGCAUGUAUUCUGUGGCAGCGGCGGUGGGUCGACGGAGGGCAUCGUCGGGAGCGUAAGCGGGAGCGGGAGCGGCGGCAACAGCAGCAGCGGCGGCGGUGGCAUGGAUUGCAUGCCCCUGCGUCCAGGCCCCUUUCACUACUUGAUAAGCGAGCAGGCGAAAUCGUUGCUCGCCCUGCAGGAGUUGCAGAAUGAGGUCGGCGCCCUUCUCGAGUUCCGGGACCUCGUCAUCGAGACGUUCCCGAACCUCCGGCACAAGAUGGCCGCCACGGCGUCCGCGGGAGCGUCCGUGAUGACGUCGUCCUCGUGCACCCAAAACUCCCACAUCCCUCUGCCGCUUUCGAGCCCUUCCUCGAGGAGGAUCAACGAAUGGGAGCCUGGCAAGGUGAGGAGGCGAGUUCCCCGCGAGGCGGGCGGCGGCGAAUCGUCCUCGUUGCCGAGAAGUCGCAGCAACUCGCACAGCGGUGGAACAAAGAACAAUUGCAGCGCCACGGUGCAGGAUUCCGGGUUCAGCACCGAGACGUCCUCCAAAGACAGCGCCUCGACCGCGAUAGCGCCCAGACCGAACAGUCCCAGGCCCGCUAUUCUGGACGAGGCCGAGGACGAGCUGUGGAACCUGUUGGACGUGAUCCAUCGUAAAGGGAUCAGGCUGAGAGAGGAGGUGGAGUGUUUGCAGGGUCGGUUGGAAAGCGUGGCGUCCGAGGAUCUCGGCUCGACCGACAUCCUCGACGCUGUGAGGAAGGUCGCGUGUCUGGAGGACGAGAAGGCGACGGGCGUGGGGUCGAGCGAGCAGGGCAGCAAGGCGGAUGAGAACGGGGAUUCUAGCAAGGAUUCUCAAGUGAUAGCUCUGAGGAGGGAGAAGGAACAGCUGUUGGACAAGGUGGCGGAGCUGGAAGCCGAAACGAUAUCGAGCCGAGCCAGGGCGCAAGAGUUGCAGUCGGAGUUGGCCGCGUUGUCCGCGUUGAAGACGGGCCUCGAGGACCGGUUGAGGGCCGGACUGGCCGACACCUGCUCGGAUAUACGCGUGCCCGGCGCCCAGAGGCUGCAGCCCAUAACACCCGCCCUGCCCACCCUUCUUUCCACGCCGAAGAGCAACAACGUUGGCAAUAUUAAGAGCAAGUCUUCGGCGUUCGCGCCCGUCGCGACGUCCACGACGAAGGCUCACAAGAACCGCUUCCGGACGAGGACCAUCGAGAAGAACGUGCUGCUGGACGUUACGGCUCGCAACGACGAGCUCCGCGACAUCGACGUCGAGGCGAGCGUGAACGAGAGGAGGGCACGGCUGGGUGCGUUGGAUUCCGUCCUCGUGUCCCCUACCAGGGUUGCCCACGUGAAGGACGUUGAUUCGAAGAAGAUCGCUGCCAUCCUAAGGGAGAACUCCCCCCUCGAGCUGCAGCGGCAUUUGAUCACCACUACCGUCCAUAAUCAGGUCCUACAAAAGAGAUUAGACGAGGUGGAGAAAAGUACGGAAACCCUCUCGGAACGGUUAGACAAGGCGCGAGAAGAGAACGACGACCUACGUUUCCAGUUGGAAGAGAGGAACAUCGAGUUGGAAGGCACACGGGCGCGCGUGCGCGUGUUGGAGAGACUGCAGCAGAGGCCGCCGACGGAAGCUGAUCCGGCGGAUGCGGACGGGGAUCAACCGAGAUGCGAGCAGAACGGUUUAGAGCCGGGGAGCAGCACGGAGUCGGCUCGCGAUCAUCACCAAACCGUCGAGGUGAAACCUUCGCCCCGGCGUCGUCCUAGUCGUAUACCCUUACCCGGUGCCACCGCGAAGGCGGCUGCGCCCAGGCCUCCUAGCCACGGAAGGAACGAUAGCAAAGAGUCGUUGAAGUCGUUGACGAGGCCUCCCCGUGAUUCUAGUCGCGACAGCCACUGCGGCAAGUCGUUGUCCAAGGCUCGUGACUCGAAUCGCGAUUCCCUGGGGAACAAAAGCCUGACCAAGAGCGGCAACAGCAGCGGAAGCGGAGGUGGAAGCAAUAACGGGAACGGAAACAGCAAGGAGACGAACAGGGAGUCCCUGAACAGGUCCCUGCCGCGUAACAAUUCCAGCCGAGACUCCUUAAACAAAUCCUCCUCGCUGUCCCGCGCCCGAGACUCGCUGGAGUCUAACAACCUCGGCGCGUCCUCAUCCCCGGGGACGACUCCUCCUCGACGACCGCCCGCUCCUGCACGCCGUUCCUACAGCCUGGCCCGCGCCUCGUCAUCCGUUGAUACCGAGAACGGCAAGAGUUGCACCGAACCACCGAGUUCCUGGUGCUCGACCAACGGCAGCUUCCGGCACAGCGAUUCCUCCUUGUAUCCGGACUCCUUGAAUCAAGAGACCUCGUCGGUCACUGGCACUACAAGAGUGGAAUUCAUCAUCGGUUCGCCGACCAGACGCUUCCGUCAGAGCUCUGUCUGGCCACACCGCUAUUUCGAUAGCAUAGACUCGGCGGCCAUUCCGGAAAGUCUGUUAACUGACGAAUUUUCGCUUCGACGUGGCGAGGCACUGGCUGAGUGCGAUUCUCUCGAGUGUCAUCCGAUCUCGAACGAGAGUUGAAUCGCGGAGAUAUCGUUUGUCGGCCAAAAUAUCUGAGGAAUUUUGAUGGAUUGAUUCGUUGAAUCGAGCAUUUAGAACGAUAUUGAAGAUGAAUGAUCGAUCUUUCGUUGCGAUCCGUUUUAAUUUUAAUCUUCGAAUAGUCUUCCUAAUAGUGCUGUAUAUUGUUGUAAUAAAGAAGUAUGCAUGUUUUUUUUUUUAAUGCUAUUCAUAUUUGUAUAAAUUGUUAGAAGAAUUUAAUAGUUUUCUUCUCGUUGGUUGUUGCUUUUAUUUUCUGAAAAUUUUUUAAAGAAAUAAUGAAAUGUUAAAAUAUUUACACGAAUGAAACUGGACUUUUCUGUUUUAAGAUAUUGUCAAAUUAACCAAUUGAAGGUUAAAUGUGAAUAUUUUUUUUAUGAUCAGUUAUAUGAUCAAUUUUUUUUUAGAGAAGAUUUAAAAAGUAUUACUAUAUUCAAUAUUGUACGAUCCAACGAUGAAGAAAGUUUAAAGUUUUUAACUCUUGUGAAUUUGAUAUCGAUUUUAUAAAUAUUUGUUUUUUCUUUUUAUUUUAUAUCGAUUUUUAGUAUUAAAUUUUUAUGACCAAUAAUAUUUUCAACAAUUGACUUAAUUUGUUGACAUAGAAAAUCGUACGUGUAAAUUCUUUUAAAAGUUUUAUUUUAACGAAAUAAUAUUAAGAAUCGUGCGAGUUUAAAACAUCAAGAUUCUUCAGUAUACAGCAAUUAAUGAUCAUAGGAACAAAAUAUUUUUGUAAUAGCUGAUUGCGCCAAUUAUCAUUUCACAUUAAUCAUUUUCACGUUUUGCAUUUUAGAUGCAUUUUAUCAUGUGAAUUUUUCUUAGAGUUUACAAGUCAAGCAUUUCAAGCAUUAUGGAAUUAUAUUGUGUAUUUUCUAACUGACAGAAAAUGAAUCAAUUUUUUUAAUUUCCAAUAGUAAAAUUGUAUAUGUUUAGACGCAGAGAUUGAUAAUCAUGUAUGAUACACCGACGUGUGUUCAUUUGCAGUGUCGAAUGAAAGAUAUAUUGAUGUAUAUAAUUUUCGAGCUAAAAUUUUUAUUUAUUGAAAAACUACUUUUUAACUACGUGACAAAUAUACCCUUUAUCGUUCUAUAAAAAGAAUUAUUGUAAUAAUUCUUUAAGGGAACAAUAAUGACUAUCAACAUUAUUGUCGAUCUAAUUUUUUUGUUCUAUAAAUCUUCAAUAAAUAAAAUCGUUGAAAAAUGUAAGAUAAAAUAAUUUUAAAAAGUACAAGCAUUUUCUUAUGAACUUUGGUAAAAACGAAACCAAAGUUAGGAAUACUUUUUUGUCCCCAAAAAUGAAUAGGUCGAUAGAUACAUAUUCAUAUUUCAUUGUUUGUCGACAUUAAAUUAAUUGACAUUGUAUAUAAUAUUUUAUAAAAAAUUGUUAAUACCCAUAAGUUAACGUAAAACUUACAUUUUCAAUAGAAUAUACGAUUGUUCUUGAAAAGCAAAAAUAUUACAAAUGAAUGGAUUUUCACUGUAUAAUUUUAACAUCAUUUGUUAGUACAUUUUCAAACGUUAAAUAUUUUCAUGAAAAUAAAUUUGGAUUUUUAUUGCUCGAUAAAAUGUAUUUUUUCGCAUAAAAUAAUUAUUUAUACAACCAACUUCAAGAAUAAGUUUGUUCGACAAACUUUUAAUUACUUGAUACCAGUUUGGUAAGAUACAUAUUUUUUAUUAUUUCCAAUUAAUCAUUGAUGGAAUUUUUAAAAUAUAUAUUCCAAUAUAUGCAUUUUAAAUUUGUAUUUUUUACCUUAAGACUGUAUUAUGUACUAAUACAAAAAUUGUCUUGUUAUUGUCGAAUCAUCUUUCAUAAAAUUAUAAAACGUCUUUUAUAUUUAUAUACUUUAUGUUUACACUGAAGUGAAUUUUUUUAAUCUCUUCAUGCUAAAUAUGUUAUCCUUUUAAUAUUUUGAAAUAUAUUUAAAAAUAUUUUACUUGGCAAAUGUUUGAAACAAUAUUUUUGAAGAAAUAAAGUAGCUUUUGCUACUAUUAAAAAAAAAAUAAUAAAGAUAUCUAUAUAUAUAAAUCAAAUAUGUAAUUAAAUGAAUAUUAUAACAUUUUUUUUAUUUAACAUUAUAUUAAUUUAUUAAUGAUAUAAUUUAAAUUUAUAAAAAAUUAAUUUUUUUUGUUUUAUAUUUUUUAUAUUUACAGAUGCAUGAAAAGAUUAAUAAAGAUCAAAUAUAAAUGAUAUUACAAUCACUAGCACAUUCCAUGCUGCAAAUUCAACAAUCUCGUAUUCCAUAUAGCAUUUGUACCUUUCAUUUAAACUUGCGUUGUGAUUAAUGUAAUUUAUUUAUUGUAUGUGUGUGAAACCUGUUGUGAUAUAUUCAACAGAUAUUCAUAUGAAAAAAAUUAUUUAUGAGGAAACUUUUGAAAAAUGUGUCUCUUGAAAUUUUAUUUAAUUUUAGAAGGGAUUUUUAAAAGGAAGAAAAUUAAAAAAAAAAAAAGAAUGAUAGAAAGAAGCCUGUACGAAUAAAUCUUAUAAAAACAUAAAAACACACAUAUCAGGCGAAAUUAUGUGAAAAAUGUAUCUCUGACAAUACUCUCAAUUAUCACGUAAUAUAGAUACUAUGGAUUGUAAAAUUUAAAUCGAACUCUUUUUUGAGUCGACCAAAAAUUUGUCAACCGUUGAUGAAUGCUUGUUGUUUGGGAAAUUUUUAAAAUAAUCGAAGGAUUCUUCUUUGAUAAAUACAAAGUAGAAAAUUUUCUACGAAAAUCAUAAAUCUCAAGAAUCUAAAACUGUGAAAAUAAAUCAUUAUUUUCUAACAAUUUCUCUAUUAUUUUUUUCAAAAUAGAAACAUAUCGAAAUAUCUUUAUUUUUAUGAAUUCUUCGAAUCUUCAAAAUUCCCAAAUAUAUAUUCUCAUUUAAACACGUAUCCAUACCGAGAAGAAAAAGAGCAAUUGCGUGUUGAGAAAGAGAAGAGAAUGAGAAUGUGAAAAAGGAGAAUGUCAUUUUCAGUAUAAAAAGAAAAACAUAUUAGCUAUUGUGAGCUAGAUUGAUAGGUCAUCGGACCUAGAAUUAGUCGGAUCGUAUGACUCGAGUUUAAUGGCUCGGUAAGAGACACUACCACACAGUUCCUUGCUUCAACUUAUUUCGUUAUUUAUAAAAGUGAAGGAAAAAAGAGAGUAGUAACCACGAAGACAUCGUUAAUCAUAGUGAUUGAUUCUACGCGUGCUGCUAAUUGUUACAAUGGAUAUUGUACGAAGUAAAAAAAAAAAAAAAUGAUUAAAAGAAAAAAAACAUGUGAUUAACUUUGUAGCUGAAACUCACAUAGGACUGACGAACUUUACUUACUAUAUUAUAUUAUUGUUUUAGUGCCUAACUAUUUUUACGCGAAUAGAAAGAGAGCAGAUGAGUGAAUGACCGCGCGAGAGAAAGAGAGAAAGAAUGAAACUAAAAUGCCAUGUGUGAAUUGAGAGACAAGUUUCCGUUUUUUAGCCGCCGUAUUUGUGUCUCGAAAUGCAAACGCAUAAGAAACGAAUAAUAAAUACGAAUAAAGUAAAAAAUAAAGUAAAAAAAGGAGGCGAAAAGUACGAAAAAUAAAUGCUCAGAUACCAAUUUUUCCAUACUCGCGUGUGUACAGUUGGCGGACUGUAACAGUAUGCCAACUGGAGGCUAUUAUUUUUAUACUUUUAAUUAACGACUGUGAAAAUGAGAGCGAGAAAGAUUGUUGAAUAGACUGCGUCGACUUUAGCGGCUUCCUUUUUUUCUCGAUGAUAACUAUCUUUCAUCGUCGUUGUAUUAUACUUGAUCACUAGACUUACCAUCAGGUUUCCUGGCCAUCACGCCACCAUGCGGCCACCGAUGACUAAGAACGAUUGUUUUAUUAUCGACAUACAUCCGACACAAUUUGUAUAUGUAUAUACGUAAUUACGGCAUCGUGAAUUAUUUAAAGAAAGUUAGUUUAAAUGUACAGAUGAAUCUGUGUAACACGAUAUCUGCGAUAAUGUGAUCCAAUUAAUAAAUACGAUAUUACAUAG
Molecule: messenger RNA, 7191 nt
Organism: Apis cerana (Asiatic honeybee)
Lineage: Eukaryota; Metazoa; Arthropoda; Insecta; Hymenoptera; Apidae
Gene: jvl
Product: javelin-like
Source: RefSeq, a predicted model, not a curated record